UCUCCCUCUCUCUUCGUCUCUCAACCUUUCCCCGAGAAUUCGAUCUCUUCGCUUAUUUAUACGUGACGGGCUCAACACGUUCUUGCAUACAACUACAAACAAAAGCAAAAAGAUAGAAAAGCCGAAAGCAAGUUGUUUUGAGAGAGAGAGAGAGAGAGAGAGAGAUGGAGGGUUUGCCACCAGGGUUUCGGUUCUUCCCGACCGAAGAAGAGCUAGUUUCGUUCUAUUUACGAAACAAGCUCGAGGCAACUAGAGAGGCUCUACUCGGGAUGAUUCAACGAGUCAUACCCGUUCUUGAUAUCUACGAGUUCAAUCCAUGGGACCUUCCGCAAUUUGCGGGAGAUCUAUGCCAUGCAGAUCCGGAGCAAUGGUUCUUCUUCAUCCCUAGGCAAGAGAGCGAGUACCGCGGCGGUAGGCCGAGGCGGCUCACGACCACUGGCUACUGGAAAGCUACAGGCUCUCCUGGUUUUGUCUACUCGAGCAAUCGCAUUGUCGGACUGAAGAGAACUAUGGUGUUCUACACAGGACGGGCUCCAAAAGGCAUGAAAACCGAAUGGAAGAUGAAUGAGUACAAGGCCAUUGAAGGGGAGGCUUCUUCUCCUCAAGAAAUCCCAGUGACGCCAAGGCAUGAAUUCAGCGUGUGUCGGGUGUACAAGAAAACGAAGACCUUGAGGUCAUUCGACCGGAGACCGAUGGGAGAAAUCAUUAGAAGCAGCCACCCAUUUCAACGGGACACCAUACCAGAGGAUGAUCAUCAUCGGCAUCAUCAAGAAAUGGCAUUAUCUCGCCAAAGCAGUCCUCCAUUCAUGGAGAGAGUGAGCUCAUCGCCAGACAGUUCAGGCGUCUCUGGAGACCAUGGGACAAUUCCUUCGCAAGCAAGAGGACUAGGAAGCAAUACUGAUGUCGAGAUGUUGCCCAGUGACACCGAAUUGUUCUUGCCCGACUGGGAACAGCUCUGGUCUUAAUUAAAGAAGGCUAAUUUACUAUGCAUAAAAAAAAAAAAAAAAAAAAAAAUAGCAUAUUAAUAUUAUCAUGAUUAAAACGGUGUAACUCCUAAUCUCCUCAAUGAUACUAAGCAGAUGUGAGUUCUUUCUGAUUUUAAUGUCUGUUUAAAAUGCAGUUGUAUUCUAGAAUUGACCAUGGAUGUAGAACUAAUACAAAAUGUCUGGUCGAUACCUUUACGUGCACCAUGUUCAUUUCCGCGAGUAUUUCCAUGUGAAACUCUCACGAAUCAAACUGGUGUGCGUUUGUAUGCUCUUGUUUUGUCAUGGUCCAUGUAAAUUUUUGCAUGUGUGCAAUAAACCGCAGAGCUCCCAAAGGAUUACCUGGGAUUUAAUUUUCUUCUAA
Molecule: messenger RNA, 1347 nt
Organism: Eucalyptus grandis
Lineage: Eukaryota; Viridiplantae; Streptophyta; Magnoliopsida; Myrtales; Myrtaceae
Product: NAC domain-containing protein 90
Exons: 3
Coding region: 165-965 (266 amino acids)
Biological process (GO): regulation of DNA-templated transcription
Molecular function (GO): DNA binding
Source: RefSeq, a predicted model, not a curated record